AUGCGUACCCGGCAGAAACGCCUCAACUACCGAGUUCUGAAUGACGAGAGCGAUGGAGAGUCUUUGCCCGAGGAUCGAACUGACCAAUCAAGCGAACCAAGUGAGCCGCCGAGUAGUCUUACACGUACUCUCCCAGCCUGUCAAGAAGACGUGGAAGUCCUCGCCAACAUACCAGAUUGCGAGCUCCUACCUUCCUAG
Molecule: messenger RNA, 198 nt
Organism: Penicillium cosmopolitanum
Lineage: Eukaryota; Fungi; Ascomycota; Eurotiomycetes; Eurotiales; Aspergillaceae
Exons: 1
Coding region: 1-198 (65 amino acids)
Source: RefSeq, a predicted model, not a curated record